CGGGCGGCCCCGGCGGAGAGCGGGACGCGGGGACAGCGGGACGCGGGGACACACGGCCCGCCGGGACACACGGCCCGCCGCCAUGGAGCACGGCCAGCGGCAGCAGGACGAGGGGGAGGAGCAGCGGCCUCAGGAGCCGUGGUUCUGGCUGGCAGCAGAGCUGGGGAGCAGCUGCUCCUGGGACACCAAGCUGGGCCUGAGCUGUGCCAGGAGGGACCUGUCGGAGCUGCCCACGCUGGAGGAAGGGCUGCUGUCCUCAGCAGAAGCUUCUGGAGCUCCAGCCCCGGCCUCACCCCUGGAUGUCCAGGAGAGCAGAUUCUCCCCCUGCCUGCCCCUGCUGCUGAGCCCAGGCCUGGCUGAGACGUUCCUGCAGGGAUCCCACCUGGAUUUCCUUCCCCUGAGAGGAGUCCCGGAUGUUUCUGGAGCAUCCCUGGAGCAUCCAGAGCCUCCCCAGGUCCAUGGCAGCACAUCCCUGAGGGGCCCAGCCCUUCCCAGUCCAUCCCAGCCCGUGGGACAGGCGGAUCCUGGAGCUGCUCCCCGCGCUGGGCAGCGCCUGGGCAGCCAGGGGGACAGCGGGGACAGUGACAGUGGCACUGAGCAGGAGGCAGCAGCCCCCCGGGGCAGGGCGGAUCCGGCACACCCAGCUCCAGAGGAGGGGCUGGCAAAGGCGCUGGAGCAGCCCUGGAGCACAGCUGGGAGGGACU
Pyrgilauda ruficollis (rufous-necked snowfinch) is the source of this 704-nucleotide messenger RNA. RefSeq lists its product as uncharacterized. The transcript is spliced from 4 exons. The annotation marks the transcript as partial. The record is from RefSeq and is a predicted model, not a curated record. NCBI's taxonomy places the organism in Eukaryota, Metazoa, Chordata, Aves, Passeriformes, Passeridae.